GCUGGCGCUCUUCCACUUGACUCAUUUGAAUGAACGGAGUCGGUGAAAAAAGGUCGGUCCGCGAAUCAACAGGUGCCAUGCGUUUAGCCCGAGAAAUGGCUUUGAUUUUUUUGCUGCUGGCAUUUUUUGCGAGUGCCGAGGAAAUUUUUGAAACCACUGAAAGUACAGACACAACCACGACUAGUGAUGAGUUUUUUGAGGAAAUUCAGGAAAUCGAUGAAGGAAGUUCAUCACCCCAAAACCAGACUGUGGACUUUCGAGGUGCAAAAGUCUUCAGAGUGAAACUGAAAAACGCGUCGCAGAACAGACUUUUUAAACAAUUAGUGGAAGAAGAACUUAUUGAUGUCUGGCUGCACACAAAAGGCAAUGCUAGUCGUGCGGAGUUUCUAAUUCUGCCUCAAAAUUUGGAAAAGGUGCAGUCGUUAUUACAAGAAGCAAAAAUUCAGCCAAAAAUUAUGAUUCCCGAUUUGCAAAAAUUGAUUAAAACAAAUGACAGAGUAAAUCUAAAUAAUAUUGCUCUCAGAUCAGGUUACAGUUUAAACUGGGAUGAGUACCAUCAAUUUGGAGUUAUUCACGCCUUCCUUGAUUAUUACGCAACUGCAUAUCCGGACAUAUGCACAGUUAAAACUAUUGGAAAGACCAGAGAGGAAAGAGACAUUAAAUUGAUAAAGAUUUCUUCCGGCGCAGAAAGCAACCCAGCCGUGUUUAUUGAUGGAGGAAUACACGCAAGAGAGUGGAUUUCGCCAGCUUCGGUUACAUACAUAAUUAAGGAAUUGGUGGAGAAUAGAGAAAAGUACUCAUCAUUCGUUGACAAAGUCGAUUUCUACAUUGUGCCGCUGAUCAACGUCGACGGCUACGAGUAUUCGCACACCCGCGACCGACUGUGGCGCAAAAAUCGCGCCGACCUGUUCGGCUUUUGCAACGGUGUCGAUUUGAAUAGGAAUUUUGGCUACAAAUGGGGAACGUCCGGCUCCAGUUUCUUCCGCUGCUCAAAUAUUUAUCGCGGCUCCAGUGCAUUUUCCGAGCCAGAAACAAAAGCGCUUAGAGAUUUUAUUUUGGAAUCUCAAGUUAAUUUUCAGGCCUAUCUCUCCUUCCACAGUUACGGGCAAUUAAUUUUAUACCCUUAUGGAUAUGCCUCAAACGAACUUCCCGAUGACGUUGAUGACUUGGACAGGGUUGGAAAAGCGGCUGCCAGUGCCGUCAGGAAACUGAGUGGAACCAAAUACACUGUUGGAAACGCUGCUCAAGUUCUUUACAGUUCAUCAGGCGCUUCUGAUGACUGGGCAAAGGGUGAUGCGAAAAUAAAAUACUCUUAUGUGGUUGAACUAUCAGACAAAGGGAAAUAUGGAUUUGUGUUGCCGGAGAAGUUUAUCAAAUCAACCGCAGCGGAUGCGUUUGAAAUCGUCAAAGUUGUAGCUGAUGAAGUUCGAGGAGUCUAAAUAAAAAUUUAUUCAAUUUAAAAAAAAAAAA
Molecule: messenger RNA, 1470 nt
Organism: Neocloeon triangulifer
Lineage: Eukaryota; Metazoa; Arthropoda; Insecta; Ephemeroptera; Baetidae
Product: carboxypeptidase B-like
Exons: 6
Coding region: 30-1439 (469 amino acids)
Biological process (GO): proteolysis
Molecular function (GO): zinc ion binding; metallocarboxypeptidase activity
Source: RefSeq, a predicted model, not a curated record